Molecule: messenger RNA, 3992 nt
Organism: Xiphias gladius (swordfish)
Lineage: Eukaryota; Metazoa; Chordata; Actinopteri; Istiophoriformes; Xiphiidae
Gene: st7l
Product: suppression of tumorigenicity 7 like
Exons: 15
Coding region: 12-1634 (540 amino acids)
Molecular function (GO): protein binding
Source: RefSeq, a predicted model, not a curated record
UCCGGAGAAACAUGGAGGACACCACUGGCAGUAAUCCCCAAUCUCUUGGAUUUACGGAGAAAUUAAAGUCUUGGCUCUCUUGGUCAUGGACUUACGUGUGCUUCAUUUGGUUCGGCAUGGUGCUGAUCAUGAUAUACGUCCUGUGGAGCCCGCUAAAACUGCAGGAAACUCUUACCUCAGCCUCAGUGUUUUUAAAUACCCUGACCCCUAAAUUCUAUGUGGCUCUCACUGGAACCUCCUCUCUCAUCUCUGGACUCAUCCUUAUAUUUGAGUGGUGGUAUUUUCGUAAAUACGGGACUUCGUUCAUUGAACAAGUGUCAGUGAGCCACCUGCGUCCUCUCCUGGGAGGAGUGGAGAGCAGCUCCACGACUGGUUUGUUCUCAUCAGUUAACGGAGAGGCAGAGCCUAGACCCAGUGUUUCAGAGUGUAAGGUCUGGAGGAAUCCUUUAAAUCUGUUCAGAGGAGCAGAAUACAACAGGUACACCUGGGUAACAGGGAAGGAACCCUUAACGUACUAUGAUAUGAACCUGUCUGCUCAAGACCAUCAGACCUUCUUCACAGGAGACACUCAGCAGUUAAGGCCAGAAGAUGCUGUGAUGCAGAAAGCCUGGAGAGAGAGAAAUCCUCAAGCCAGGAUCAGAGCAGCUUACCAGGCCAUAGAAAUGAAUAAUGAAUGUGCUGCAGCCUAUGUGCUCCUAGCAGAGGAAGAAGCCACAACGAUCACAGAAGCUGAACGCCUCUUCAAAAAAGCACUAAGUAUUGCUGGAAAAGAUAUCAACCUACUUGUGUACAUUAAACGCAGACUGGCAAUGUGUGCACGCAAGCUGGGACGGAUUAAAGAAGCAGUGAAAAUGAUGAGAGAUUUAAUGAAAGAGUUCCCACUGUUGGGAAUGUUAAAUAUACAUGAAAACCUCUUGGAGGCACUUCUAGAGCUUCAGGCAUACGCUGAUGUGCAAGCAGUCCUUGCCAAAUAUGAUGACAUCAGCUUGCCUAAAUCAGCCACUAUAUGCUACACAUCUGCACUGUUGAAAGCACGGGCUGUGUCAGAUAAGUUCUCUCCAGAGGCAGCGUCCAGGCGGGGACUAAGCACAGCAGAGAUGAAUGCUGUGGAGGCCAUACACAGAGCUGUUGAGUUCAAUCCACACGUGCCAAAGUACUUAUUAGAAAUGAAGAGUCUGAUCCUGCCUCCAGAGCACAUCUUGAAGAGGGGUGACAGUGAGGCAGUGGCAUAUGCUUUCUUUCACCUGCAGCACUGGAAGAGGGCAGAGGGAGCCUUAAACCUACUACACUGCACCUGGGAGGGCACCUUCAGGAUAAUUCCUUACCCACUGGAGAAGGGUCACCUGUUUUACCCCUACCCAGGAUGCACAGAAACAGCAGAUAGGGAACUACUGCCCUCUUUUCAUGAGGUGUCUGUGUACCCAAAGAAAGAGCUUCCCUUCUUCAUCCUCUUCACAGCAGGCCUUUGCUCCUUCACUGCCAUACUGGCCAUGCUCACACAUCAAUUCCCUGAGCUCAUGGGUGUCUUUGCCAAAGCAUUCUUCAGCACACUCUUUGCACCCCUGGGUUUCUUCGCAGACAAGAUGGAAAGCUUCAUGCCGUCCAGUUUUUGGCACCAGCUGACUCGGAUCUGACCCCAUCUAACACACGCACGCACGCACACACACGCACACACACGCACACACACGCACACACACGCACACAACACACACAGAGACAUACAUAUACACCAACACCACUCCAAACCCUCAGACAAAAAGUGUUUGCUCUCCUGUCUUCAGCAUUACUGUCCACUUGCUGCACUUUUACUGAUUAUGUUGGCUGAGGUUGUACCAACACCGCAAUACCACGCUUAAGAUGCUCUCCCACACUGUUCUAGUAGCCAGAGUUUCGCCAAGAACAUGUUUAGAAGGUAUCAUUUCAGGGCCACUCAUUUGUCACCAUGUUAGCACAAUUCAAAAUUUUUCAGUAUCUCACAAAGCCUGGCUUUGAAUUGGUACAAAAAUCUGAUUUGGAUUUGUCAGAGGCACUCAUCUACUUAUUCACAAUUACAAAUUAAAUCAUGAAUAAAGUAAAACUGCAUGAUUUAUGGGUCCAUGGGGUAUCUGGGAUGGGAACUUAUGUGUCCUAUACCAGCCCUCUGUGCCCCGCAGACUUCCAGCCGGGCAGAUUUAAAAGUCUGUGAGACCUCCUAAAAACAGAGCCGUGAUUUACAGCCUUGGAGUGGCUGCAGUGUAUACAAUACCUCUGCAGUUCAGCAGUUGUUACCAUGGCACGACACCUCAGCACUAUAUCACUGGGGCAACCGCCGCCCACGCAACAUCGAAAUGUAAAUGGGACCGUCACUGGUCGCAGUAAGGCCUCUCAUGGCAUCACUCAUCCCUUCUGAUUGCACUACAAACUACAGACUUUUACAGGUCAGUCAGUCAAAAAUUACAGAGGCACCCCAUUACAGCAGACAAACUGGGAAUCACACAGCAGAGUCAGUGUAACAAAUAGAUAUAAUACAUAGAAUUGCAGUAAUUCUACAUCUACUGUAUCAGAGUUCUUCCGUUAGGGACAUUAACCCUCACUAGCUCCCAUAAUGCACUGAGCGUAUUCAGCUAGCCUUCCUUACCGAUAUGUUGAGUAGCAUUUAGAGAUGGGGAUUAAAAGGAACAGACAUGCACAGACAUAUUGUACAAAGUAAGAGUCAUUUUACUUAAUAUGUACAAAAUCUCUGUCAGUUUGCCAGAAAGGGUACAUGUGUUGAUUCUGCUCUAACAUGGUGGGUUGGUUCUGACAUGUUUUUUCCUCUAUGAAAGAUUUGCUUUCCUCUGUUUUAUCAAACUAAAUAGGCUGAGAGACCAGAACCACCUUGUUGUAAAGUAUAAUGUAAAAACUAUCUGAUAAUAUAACAACUUCACGGAAACAAAUUUGCCUGAUAUGAAAUUGUAAUAAAACCUGUAAAUGUAAUCUACUGUAAUAUCCACAUUCUCCACCACAAAGAUACAGCAAGACUGUAAAAAAUGUAAUAUAUGAAGUUUCAUUUAAAAAAAAAAUACAUCUACAUUGAUGUGUGGUAAUAUUGUGAUUUCACAUCAUCCCAAAAAUUUAUUAGAUAUAUCAACAGGUUUUAUUACAUUUUUAAACCAUUCAACGUGAGCAUGUUUGUUUUGCUUUGUCAAGUUAUGUUACUUGAUGGUUAUUACAUUAUCUGCAGCUUUAAUGAUCUACAGCUCAUGCCUCAGGAUGAACUGUGACUAACAUCAUUCUGACAACUCUUCACUCCAUAUGUAAGUACACAAAACAAACGUGACAAUGAAGUGCCUUUUUAUUACAUCAUACUAACUAAACACACCAGUUUGGCACUUACCUUACCUACAAUAUUGGUUUCAAGUUUAGAGGUGACUCUGUUCAAUUUUGAUCGACUAAGUUUGAUAAAUAGAUGCCUUCAAAAACUUUAAUUUCUAAUGCAGAUAUUCAGUGUCCAAUGAGAGGCAUCCAUAGAUUUACCAGCUAUGUAACAAUGGCAAACAUGUUGUACAUGCACACGAUGUAAUGGCAGAUACUGUACAUGUGUGUUAUUAUGUUGCAAAUUUGGAGUAUAUUGUUAAAAACACUGAUCUAAUCUAAACUACAUAGAUUCAGUUUAGCAUUUCACUCUGGCCUGUAAUAUUUGUCUUGACACUGUAUUUUAUAGUGUUUGUGUGAAAGUGAAAUGUACGAGUACAUGCUGAAGACAGGAGGAUGUUUGAACAACUGUUAGUAACCUUGGAUGAGUCUUAAAUUAAAACUCACAAUAAAUUACUCAUUCAGUGCAGUUUUCUUGCAUGUGUAACAUUUACUUUUGUUUUGUUCUGGAGGUCCUCGGUUUUGUUGUUUUAGAGACGCUCGAUUAAAAUGAUUCAGACUAGCUUUAGCCGCACUUACCUGGGUGCAGCGAGGACAAACAGAACUGUGAAGACACGCUUCGUCUGAUUAAAAUAUUCUGCAACAAUUUUUCCAGGCAC